UUUUGGUGCCGAAAAAUCAUUCUUUACCAAAAAAAAUCACUAAAGAAUGGCAAAUCGCACAGUAAAGGAAGCAAAAAACCUUCACGGGACAAAUCCGCAGUACCUCGUUGAGAAAAUCAUCCGUUCCCGCAUCUACGACUGCCAAUAUUGGAAGGAGCAAUGUUUUGCCUUGACCGCGGAGCUCUUGGUCGAUAAAGCGAUGGAAUUGCGUUACAUUGGCGGCGUCUACGGCGGAAAUAUCAAACCGACGCCUUUUUUGUGUUUAGUUCUAAAGAUGCUCCAAAUCCAACCGGAAAAAGAUAUCAUCAUCGAAUUCAUCAAAAAUGAGGAUUUAAAGUACGUGCGAGUUUUGGGAGCUUAUUACCUCCGUCUCACGGGCUCCGCAAUCGAUUGUUACAAAUAUCUCGAGCCCCUGUACAACGACAAUCGAAAACUUCGACGACAAAAUCGCGCCGGGCAAUUUGAACUCAUUCACAUGGACGAAUUCAUUGACGAACUGCUGCGCGAGGAACGCGUUUGCGAUAUCAUUCUUCCUCGCAUCCAAAAACGCCACGUUUUGGAAGAAAAUAACGAUUUACCGCCAAAAGUCUCGGCAUUAGAUCUCGACGACGACAUGGAAGAGGAAGAUUACGAAUCAUCGGACACGGAAGUCGUCGAAAUGACGAAAAAAAUCGAAAAAUUGGAGAAAAAAUCGAAAAAGGAGAAGAAAAAACGAAGUCGCAGUCGCAGCAGAAGUCGAAGCAGGUCGAGAUCCCGCUCAGAUUCACGCGAAAGACGCCAUCGGCACAAAGAAAAGGAACGAAAACGCGAAAAACGGCGUCAUGAGGACCGUGGGGAGCGACAUAGGGAACGAGAAGACGAAAGAGAUUACCGCAGAAGGGACGAACGGGAGUACGAAAGACGUCGGAGCCCAAAAAUGUAUGAUAGAAGAGGCUCUCCUGAUAGAAGAUAUUCGAAACAUUACGACGAUAGACAUAGUAGACGAUCUCCGGAGCGUCAUUCGGACCGUAAAAGACGGUAUUAGUGAGUAAUUUACUUUAUUGACUUCUAAAAAUUAAUUAAAAAUAAAAAAUAAUUCAAAAUAUUCGAACUUUUAAUACUUAAUUCUAAUUU
This is a messenger RNA of Culicoides brevitarsis, 1113 nucleotides long. It is a transcript of the gene Prp38, whose product is annotated as pre-mRNA-splicing factor 38. Gene Ontology annotation, cellular component: precatalytic spliceosome. The coding region runs from base 47 to 1024 and encodes 325 amino acids. The transcript has a single exon. Lineage: Eukaryota; Metazoa; Arthropoda; Insecta; Diptera; Ceratopogonidae. The record is from RefSeq and is a predicted model, not a curated record.